Messenger RNA from Colletotrichum navitas, 1021 nucleotides. Its product is annotated as centromere protein H (CENP-H)-domain-containing protein. Bases 223 to 924 code for a protein of 233 amino acids. The transcript is spliced from 3 exons. Gene Ontology annotation, molecular function: kinetochore binding. Lineage: Eukaryota; Fungi; Ascomycota; Sordariomycetes; Glomerellales; Glomerellaceae. The record is from RefSeq and is a predicted model, not a curated record. Gene Ontology annotation, cellular component: nucleus; kinetochore. Gene Ontology annotation, biological process: kinetochore assembly; mitotic spindle organization; chromosome segregation.
CUAGCCACAGAUAAGAUAGCGUCAUCGAAAGAGGCUGACAAAGUCUCCCUAGCCACAACCCAAGCUCACUCGCCGGCUCCACGUCCGGAACCGAAACCAGCACACGCCGGAUUCCAAUUAUUGAGUCCGCGUACCGCGCUCUGAAGGGCGGGGCGUUGAGAAUCGGGCACCGGUCUCGAUCAAGCUGGUUCUCGCCAUCUGAUAACAACCACGAGCCCGACCAUGGAUGAGCCACAAGACCAGAGGACGGCAGAGCAAGCCGUUGACGCGCCUGCUCUACUACUAUCGAAUGACGAACGUCGCGUUCUGGCGCUCUACGAUGAACUUCGCGACCUCGAAGUCACGGUUGCCCUCAUUGAAGCACAGCAGAGAUACACCCCAGAUUCACUCUUACAAAAUACCGAGGAGGAUGUGCGACAGGCACAGCAGGAUGCGGCCAAGGCGCGUGCCGGAUGGCUGCUGAGGAACGACAUCACGGAUAGCGUCAUGACCGCCAAUCCAAUUCUCAAAGCGGUCCAUAGCAGCACGCAAUCCACACCCAUAGAAACCGAUCUCCUCCCUCACAUUCAUGCUCGCGACGCCACUUCGGUCACGCUCUCGGAAACCUCUUCUGACAUUCGUGCUGCCAUCAACGAGCUUACGGACGUCGAGGCCGAGAGCUUGCGGGUAGGUCGGCGGAACGUCGAGCUCACGGCCGAAAUUCUCCGGUUGACUGAGGAGGCGGAGGCCAGGCGAAUGGGCGAAAUCGGCGACGUCGGCGUGCAGGAGGAUAUGUAUAGACUGCAGGCCGAGGUUAAAGCCAGUAGGCAGCGUUGGAAGGUCAUGAAAGGUACAGCCAGCGCCAUAGUGGUCGGCAGUGGCAUCGAUUGGACAAGGGAUGAAACACUGACGGAUAUCGUACUGGACCCCGAGGAUGAGUCCUGACAACACCAUGAGUCGAAAGGGUAUUGGAGAAGGCCUGAGAUCGAUAUAAUAUACGAGGGGCAUGGCCAUGCCCUUACGUCACGAGAGCGGUGAGUGC